AUGGGCACGCCAAAGGGGAACGAGGGCCUGUUUGGUUCAGAGCAGCCUCCGAGGCACCGGGCUGGUUUGUUUGGAGGGCCGGUGGGCGGCGAUGCUGAGAGGAAAAUUUACGGGCCAAGUUGGCAGGCACGCCCUGAGCUGCGUCUGCCCGCUCUGGAGGAAUGUGGAUCUUCUGCCACAGCCGGUGCCAAAGCCGUCCCGAGGCACGAAGUUAACAAUGUGGGCCUUUUGUCUUUCUCCUCUGCCCCCCCUCCCCCUCAACCUUCGCUCUUUCCUGCAGCGCAAAUCGAAGUGAUCCCCUGUAAAAUAUGCGGGGAUAAAUCUUCGGGGAUCCACUACGGUGUUAUCACCUGCGAAGGAUGUAAGGGAUUCUUCCGCAGAAGCCAACAGAAUAAUGCCACCUACUCUUGCUCGCGCCAAAGGAACUGCCUCAUCGACCGGACCAACCGCAACCGAUGUCAGCACUGCCGCUUGCAGAAAUGCCUGGCCUUGGGAAUGUCCCGGGACGCGGUGAAGUUUGGCCGCAUGUCUAAGAAGCAACGGGACAGUCUUUACGCCGAGGUGCAAAAACACCAGCAGAGUCAAGAGCAGAGCGGAGAAGCCAAGGAAGAGCCGGAGACCUUGUCUCGAGUCUACACCACCAGCGUGAGCAGCGGCCUCUCCGACCUGGACGACAUCUCCAUGCUCUCCGACGGCUUCCUUUUUGACUUCCCUUUGACCCCGGAUGGGAACAGCAAUUACUACAACCUUGACCUCUUGACCUCAGCCCAGCCGUCGCCCGACCAGUCCAGCGUUGACCUCAGCGAUGCCAAGUUCAUUAAACAGGAAUCCAUUUACGAGCUGGUGCUGGACCCCGCCUUCUACGCCCACGGCCCCCUCGAGAGCAGCCCAUUGGUCUCGGACGUUUCCGGGACGGAGAUCGAACGCCUAGCCCAGAACGUGAUCAAAUCACACCUGGAAACGUCCCAGUACACAAGUGAAGAGCUGAAGAGGCUGGCCUGGACGCUUUACUCACAAGAAGAAAUCAGAGGCAUGCAAAACAAGAGCUGCGAGGCUUUGUGGCAGGAAUGCGCCCUGCAGAUCUCGAACGCCAUCCAGUACGUGGUGGAAUUCGCCAAACGCAUUGAAGGUUUCAUGGAGCUCUGCCAGAACGACCAGAUCAUCCUCUUGAAAGCAGGUUGCUUGGAAGUUCUCCUCAUCCGAAUGAUUCGGGCCUUCAACCCGUUGAACAACACAGUGCUCUUUGAUGGGAAGUAUGGUGGGAUGCAGAUGUUCAAAUCUCUUGGCUGUGACGAUCUGGUCAGCGCCAUCUUUGAACUGGGAAGGAAUCUUUGCAGGCUGCAGCUCUCCGAGGAAGAGGUGGCCCUCUUCACAGCAGCAGUGCUGCUCUCGCCAGAUCGACCCUGGCUGUCGGAGUCCAAGAAAGUCCAGAAACUCCAGGAUAAAAUCUACUUGGCUCUCCAACAAGAAAUUCAGAAGAAAAACUCCAGUGAAGACAGACUGUCCAAGAUGGUCUCAAAGCUGCCCUUCAUGAAGACAAUUUGCAACCUGCAUUUGGAUAAGCUAGAGUUCUUCCGUCUCGUCCACCCGGAGACGGCCACGAAUUUCCCGCCCCUUUACAAAGAGGUCUUCAGCUCCGAGCUCCACUUCGGCAAUCCCCAGGAGAGCUAAGGGUCCUUAAGAGGCUUCCGGGACCGAGCUGAGCUUUUUCCUGGAAGUCUGGAAAUGGACCAAAACUUUGGAGGCUGGUUUGGGGCAAGGGAGGGGAGAGACGCCCCCCUGAGAGGUUCAUUUGAAACCAAGUAACUGAACUUUGCAGGGCUUUGCAAGACAAUAGCUAUUGAAUGUAUUUGCACCUUGGCGGAUCCACAAACGCUGACUUGUUCACACUGUUCUGGUGAAAUGAAUGUGAACCGCCGUUCGGUAAGAAAGAUACCCUGGUAAGCAA
Heteronotia binoei (common prickly gecko) is the source of this 1948-nucleotide messenger RNA. RefSeq names its product nuclear receptor ROR-beta-like. Gene Ontology annotation, cellular component: nucleus. The record is from RefSeq and is a predicted model, not a curated record. The transcript is spliced from 10 exons. Gene Ontology annotation, biological process: regulation of transcription by RNA polymerase II. The coding region runs from base 1 to 1671 and encodes 556 amino acids. Gene Ontology annotation, molecular function: nuclear receptor activity; zinc ion binding; RNA polymerase II cis-regulatory region sequence-specific DNA binding. NCBI's taxonomy places the organism in Eukaryota, Metazoa, Chordata, Lepidosauria, Squamata, Gekkonidae.